GGAACUCAAAACGACCCGAGCCCCGGAGCCGCAGCCCCUCGGGACGGUCACGAGCAGAGCUUCCAAGGGGACCGCUGGGGACUGGGCGGGGGCUCUGCUUCUCACCUGUUCCUUCUCUAUCCACUGAGCCCUGACACGUAGGACCAGCGCUACUAACAGACUUGUUUUCCGGUUCAGCUCCCCUUAGGGCUCCUGUUGGAAACCGGGCCUAUCUGGGGAGCAUGUCUGGGCCACUCCCACUGUCGGAGAACUCUCCUGGGGCGGGGAGAUGGCCCAGGUUUGCGGGGCUUGAAAGCUUACACAGUGUUGUGCCUUUUCAAGAAAAAGGAUACAGCCGGGCGCGGUGGCUCACGCCUGUAAUCCCAGCACUUUGGGUGGCCGAGGGGUUAAAAGGAUUUAUUGGCUUCACUGCCCACAGACUUCUGGUGCCUCAUGUCACAGCACACAUUCUUAUUGUGACAGAUCUCUGACCUUUCAGUCUCUGAUGUCAGUGUGGAAUCUAUAUGACCCUGGGAGGGAUGUUGGUUGGAAGAAUGACCAGCUGAUGGAGAUGCUGCUGUAAUUAUUGGUGGUAAUAAUGGGCAGCAGUGAGCCACCCGGUGUGACAGUGUAGGAGAAAACAGUCCAAACUCCUGCCAAACUCUCUCUACUGAUGGCAAAUCAGAGGAGACUCAAAUUGUGUAUGAAAAAUAAUUUCAAGUUUAACAAAUACAAGGAAACCGCAGGGUCCAUGUCAAAGUUGAUGAGCUAUUUCUGAAACUCGUGCAGAAUUGUGGUUUGUGUGGUCUAUGUCACGGCACCCUUGAGGGAGAGUGGGCAAUUGCCUGAACUUGGAGGCUGUGUCCUGUCCCCAGGCUGCUCCAGGGCUGCCUCCUUCCGACUGGGCCUUCUUAUCUGGGACUGUUGAGGGCAACAGGCCUUCCGAAGACCAGUGAAGAAGGAGGCCCUGCAGACAGGAGGCUGACAGGGUAGGAACGAGGCCAUGAUCCCUUUGAAGAAGGACAACCAGGAGGAGGGUGUCUGCCCCAUCUGCCAGGAGAGCCUGAAGGAGGCCGUGAGCACCAACUGCGGACAUCUCUUCUGUCGAGUGUGCCUGACACAGCAUGUGGAGAAGGCCUCAGCCUCUGGGGUCUUCUGCUGCCCCCUCUGCCGGAAGCCCUGUUCCGAGGAGGUGCUAGGGACAGGCUAUAUCUGCCCCAACCACCAGAAGAGGGUGUGCAGGUUCUGUGAGGAGAGCAGACUUCUUCUAUGUGUGGAAUGCCUGGUGUCCCCUGAACACAUGUCUCAUCAUGAACUGACCAUUGAAAAUGCCCUCAGCCACUACAAGGAACGACUCAAUCGCCGGAGCAGGAAGCUCAGAAAGGACAUUGCAGAACUUCAGCGGCUCAAGGCUCAGCAGGAGAAGAAACUGCAGGCUCUGCAGUUUCAGGUAGACCAUGGGAACCACAGGCUGGAGGCUGGGCUGGAGAGCCAGCACCAAACCAGGGAACAGCUGGGUGCCCUCCCUCAGCAGUGGCUGGGCCAGCUGGAGCACAUGCCAGCAGAAGCGGCCAGAAUCCUUGACAUCUCCAGGGCAGUAACACAGCUCAGCAGCCUGGUCAUUGAUCUGGAGAGGACGGCCAAGGAAUUAGACACCAACACACUGAAGAAUGCUGGUGACUUACUGAACAGGAGUGCUCCACAGAAAUUAGAGGUUAUUUAUCCCCAGUUGGAGAAAGGAGUCAGUGAAUUGCUUCUUCAGCCCCCUCAGAAGCUCUGACCUGUUCAUCCCUGGGACACCUCACUUCAGGCUCACCUCAGCCUCCUCUCUCUCCUUCCUCCAACCUGUCCAGGCCCCCACUGGGUCUACCCAGUGCAUCUUCGGGCCUGCCAGCUCCUGAACAUGUCACCAUUUCUUCAUGUCCACAGUCAUCACCUGAUGCCUGACCGUCUGACUCUUGGAUGAUAGCCAGCCUCCUUCCAGGACAGGCUCAUGCUUGGGGCUGCCACUGUGGAGGUCGGGGCCCAUGGUCUCCAGGAGCAUUUGUGAAAUCUCCAUUUUGCCUGUAAACUGAUGGUAGUGCCCAUCUCUCACAAUCUCAUUCAAAUAGGAACCUCCAGGCCUCUGAAUGGCCCGAGCUCAUCAGCAGUGACACCACCUCACAUGUGGAGCCCAACUGAGUUCCUGCGGUACUUGUUGUCUGUACCACUCACCUGGCACUUAUUUAUUAUUGUUGUGGAAGACAGACUCAAAGACAGCCUCCCUUCGUGAUCCUCACCUCUUGGAAUUCAUGCCCUUGUUUGGUCCCCUCCCCUUGAGUGUAAGUGGGAUCUGUGACUUGCUUCUAAUCAAUGGAAUAAGGCAAAGGUGAUAGGGUGUCACUCUGGCAACUGUGUUGCAUUGUAUAGAACUCCUCCUUGCUGGCCCACCCUUUUAGAGCCCCUCCUAGGAGCCAAGAGCAGCUUCCAACCAACAACAAGCAGAGGCCCUCAGUCUUGUGGCUGCAAGAACCUGAAUUCUGCCAACAACCUGAGUGAGCUUGGAAGCAGAUUCUUCCCCAACUGAGCCGGAUAAGAACCUAGUCCAGCCAACACCUUGAUUAUAGUCUUGUGAGUACCUAAGCUGAGGACCCAGUGAAGCUGUGCCAAAAUUUCCCACCCACAGAAACGGUGUGACAAUAAAUGUGUGUGUGUUUUUUUGUUUUUUGUUUUCGUUUUUGAGAUGGAGUCUCACUCUGUUGCCCAGGCUGGAGUGCGGUGGUGUGAUGUCGGCUCACUGUAACCUCUGUCUCCUAGGUUCAAGCAAUUCUCCUGCCUCAGCCUCCCUAAUAGCUGGGAUUAUAGGCGCCCGCCACCACACCCAGCUAAUUUUUUGUGUUUUUAGUAGAGACAGGGUUUAACCAUGUUGGCCAGGCUGGCCUUGAACUUCUGACCUCAGGUGAUCAGCCCACCUUGGCCUCCCAAAAUGCUGGGAUUACAGGUGUGAGCCACCGUGCCUGGCCAUGGUUGUUUUAAGGCAGUAAAUUUGUGGUAAUUUUUGUGGAGUAAUGGAUAAUGAAUACAAUUGUAUAUUAGUCAUUUUUGUAUAAGCCUUACUUCAUUGGGUGAGCAGGGAUCAUACUCUGUCUGUGUCCUCAUGUCUAGAACAGUGUCUGGCUCAUAGCUGGUGUCAAAUAAAAUUUUAAAUGUA
Pan troglodytes (chimpanzee) is the source of this 3169-nucleotide messenger RNA. RefSeq names its product tripartite motif containing 40 (gene TRIM40). Lineage: Eukaryota; Metazoa; Chordata; Mammalia; Primates; Hominidae. The transcript has 8 exons. The record is from RefSeq and is a predicted model, not a curated record. Gene Ontology annotation, molecular function: zinc ion binding. Bases 983 to 1759 code for a protein of 258 amino acids.